AUGUCAAUAAAGUUUAGGAAAAAUGGGAUGAGUGGUGUAAUAAGAAAUGUGAAAUAUGUAUAUGAUAACAAGCGAGAAAUUAACACAACCAAAUUGUAUAAUCAUAAAAAAGAUAAAAUAGUUAUUCUAGGUUCUGGAUGGGGUGGAAUUCAUUUUUUAUUAAACAUUGAUUUUAGAAAAUACGAUAUAACAUUAAUCUCCCCAAGAAAUUAUUUUACUUUUACUCCUUUGUUACCAUGCCUAUGUAGUGGAACAUUAAGUACCAAUGCUUGCACAGAAAAAGUUUCUAAAUUUUUAAAAAAAAAUGGAUUAUCAGGUAGCUAUCUGCAGUUGGAAUGUACAGAUAUAGAACCUACAGAAAAAUUCAUUACAUGUAAGGACAAUAAUAAUAAAGAAGUAAAAAUUGAGUACGAUUAUUUAAUAAUAUCAGUAGGAGCUAAAACAAACUCGUUUAAUAUUAAAGGGGUAGAUAAAUAUGCCUUUUUUGUAAAAGAUAUUCAAGGUGUAUUACAAAUUCGGGAAAAAUUUUUAAAAAUAUUAGAAACAUGCUCCAUGUCAAACUUUUCAGAUGAGGAGAUAAGAAAAUUACUUCAUGUUGUGGUAGUAGGCGGUGGUCCUACGGGAGUUGAGGUGGCAGGUGAGUUUGCAGAUUUUAUUCAUAAGGAUGUUAAAAAGAAAUAUAAAAAUAUUUACCCAUUUAUAUCUGUUAGCAUAGUCGAAGGGGGGAAUAAUUUACUUCCUACUUUUACACAAAAUAUAUCUGACUUUACAAAAAAAACAUUUCAGAAUUUAAAUAUAAAUGUACAGACAAAUUAUUACGUAAGAGAGGUUGAUGAGAAUAAUAUAUAUAUCCAAUCUAGUGUUAACAAAAACGAGAAAGGAAAAAAGGUACCUUAUGGUAUGCUUAUUUGGGCGAGUGGACUUGCACAAACUUCGCUUAUUAUGAAUUUUUUAAAAAAAAUACCUGAACAAGUUAAUAACAAAAUUUUAAAUGUUAAUGCACAGCUAGCCGUUAUAGGAAUUAAGGAAAACAACAUAUAUGCCAUUGGAGAUUGUAAAAAAAUACAACCAUUGAAACUAGAAGAACAUGUAAAAGAUGUGAUAAAUACUUUUUCGAAUUCUCCAACGAACUUUACAUCUGAUUUGCUCAAGUCCAAGGCAGAUGAAUUAUCAAAAAAAUUCCCACAAGUAAGCACAUCUAAGUGGGACUACAACAAAAAUAAAAAAGUACAAAUGGAUAUACAACAGUUCUGUGAAUAUCUAAAACAGAUAGAUGAAAAUUACAAAUCUCCAGCUCCAACUGCACAAAAUGCAAAACAGGAAGCAUAUUAUUUAUCAAAUCUUUUUAACACACAUUUGAAAAAUAAUACACAAGCACACCAAAUCCCAUCUUUCAUUGAAAAAUGGAAGGGAUCCAUUGCUUAUAUAGGAAAUCAUCAAGUAGUGGCUCAUCUACCGUUUUAUGAAAUUUGUGGAGGAUACUUUUCCUUCACCUUUUGGAAAAUUGUGUACAUACAAUUGUUGCUGACUUGGAAAUCUAGAUUAUUCUUCCUUCUUGACAUACUUAGGACAAAAAUUUGUGGAAGACCCUUCUCCAAGUGA
Messenger RNA from Plasmodium gonderi, 1602 nucleotides. RefSeq names its product type II NADH:ubiquinone oxidoreductase. The coding region runs from base 1 to 1602 and encodes 533 amino acids. Gene Ontology annotation, molecular function: NADH dehydrogenase activity. The transcript has a single exon. Lineage: Eukaryota; Apicomplexa; Aconoidasida; Haemosporida; Plasmodiidae. The record is from RefSeq and is a predicted model, not a curated record.